GCGGAGCCUGUGUGACCGGAAGUGACGUUCUCCCUCAGACAGGAACUCUAGCCUUGUUUGAGUGUUCUGUGCUGUUAUUGUGCUUAGAGGAAAGAGCGGCUCCCAGUAGCAGCGGACGGUCACCGGGGGACAGGAGGCAGCAUGUCUGACCAGGAAGCCAAACCAUCCAGUGAGGACUUGGGAGAUAAGAAGGAAGGAGGCGACUACAUUAAACUGAAAGUAAUUGGCCAGGACAGCAGCGAAAUUCAUUUUAAGGUAAAGAUGACGACGCACCUGAAAAAACUGAAAGAGUCCUACUGUCAGAGACAGGGUGUGCCCAUGAAUUCACUAAGGUUUCUUUUUGAAGGGCAGAGGAUUGCAGAUCACCAGACCCCUAAAGAGCUGGGCAUGGAGGAAGAAGAUGUUAUUGAGGUUUAUCAGGAACAGACUGGGGGCCACUCGUUGAUUUAACUUUUUGUUUUGUUAUUUUUAAUUUGGAAAUUUUUUGACAUUCUGGAUUUAUUUUAUUUUUUUUAUUUUGUAAUAAGUUGUUUACCUUCCCCCGUUGUAAGGGUUCCUUUCUUGUUGUAAUCCACUUGCUGGCUUCACCUUAACAUCACAUCAUUUCAGCAGCCACACUAUGUACCAAGAUGAGCAGCAUCUGCACACUUCACCAGUUCAAGCCUUUUUGUCAUCUUUGCCUCUGGGCUACAAGGAUCCAGCUUGGAGUCUACAUGGCAACAUUGUGACAAGAGGAAAGAACUUACUGGGGACUCUUGCUUCAUAUUAAAGUUGAAUAACAUUGUGUCCUUGAUAUUUAUAUAGGUAAACAGCUCCAUUGGGGAAAUGUUCUUCUCCACUAUUAAAAUUCUGUUUGAAAAUGGGAUGGGUGGAUAUAUAGACAAAAUUUUAUGAGAACACCGAAAUAAAGUUUCUCUUGUUUUAGUUAA
Molecule: messenger RNA, 929 nt
Organism: Hyla sarda
Lineage: Eukaryota; Metazoa; Chordata; Amphibia; Anura; Hylidae
Gene: SUMO1
Product: small ubiquitin like modifier 1
Exons: 5
Coding region: 142-450 (102 amino acids)
Biological process (GO): protein sumoylation
Cellular component (GO): nucleus; PML body
Molecular function (GO): protein tag activity; ubiquitin-like protein ligase binding
Source: RefSeq, a predicted model, not a curated record